UGUGUUACACAUGCUGUGUAUCUUAUGAAUAGAGUGCCAAGCUUAGCUAUUUCCAACCAGAUUCCUUUUCAAGUAUUGCAUAAAGUGAUUCCUAACCUUGAUAACCUCAAAGUUUUUGGUUGUUUGUGUUAUGCAUCUACUUUACCUAGCAGCAGGCACAAGCUGAGUUCAAGGGCAAAGAAAUGCAUUUUUGUUGGUUAUACAGGAAGCCACAAAGGAACAUCAAAUCACAGACCACACAUGAGACUGAUCUAUCUCUACCAGUUCUUGAUUAUAAUGAUUGCAUGGAAUACUCAGAGGAACACACAGGUACUUCUAAUCCUUCAUGUGAUCAUCAUGUACUUGAAGAUACUUCAGGACAUUUACAACAUGAUGCUGAGCAAUCUGUAACUGUUGCUGAGCCAUCUGUAACUGUUGCUGAGCCACUUAGAAGGUCAUCGAGAAUUCGACAUGUUCCUGUCAAGUUGAAGGACUAUGAUUGCAGCAAAAAUAAACUACGACACACCACUCCUCAUUCUAUUUCUUCCUUUAUUUCAUAUAAAGGUGUAUCAAGUUCUCAGAGAAUCUUUGCUGCCUCUAUUUCAGCUUCUAAGGAACCACGUAGUUACAAUGAAGCUAUACAACAUGUUGAAUGGAAAAAUGCCAUGCAAGCAGAAAUUUGUGCAUUAGAGGAGAACAAAACAUGGAUUCUCACAUCUUUACCACCCGGAAAGAAGGCAAUUGGAUGCAAAUGGAUAUACAAAGUUAAGUACAAGUCCGAUGGAUCAAUAGAGAGGUAUAAAGCUAGAUUGGUAGCAAAAGGGUAUACCCAGCAGCCUGGAGUAGAUUAUACUGAAACGUUUUCACCAGUUGCUCGAAUUACCACCAUCAGAACACUCUUGGCAGUUGCAGCAGCCAAAAAUUGGCAUUUACAUCAAAUGGACAUCAACAAUGCCUUCUUACAUGGCGAUCUUAAUGAGGAAGUAUAUAUGACUCUUCCACCAGGAUUUCAGAGUAAGGAUUCUCAAAUUGUUUGCAAGCUUUUGAGAUCACUUUAUGGUUUAAAGCAGGCUAGUAGGCAAUGGAAUGCUAAACUCACCAGUGCUCUUCUUGAUAAAGGUUUUCUUCAAAGUACAGCAGAUCCCUCUCUUUUUAUCAGGAAGACUGAUAAUUGCUUUAUUGCUCUAUUGGUGUAUGUAGAUGAUAUAAUUGCUGCUAGUACUGAUUUGAUUGCUAUACAAGAUAUUAAAGAUUUCUUACAUACUACAUUCAAAAUCAAGGAUUUGGGUCAACUUAAAUUCUUUUUGGGACUGGAAGUUGCAAGGAGUACUCAUGGAAUCAAUCUUUGUCAAAGGAAAUAUACUUUGGACAUUUUGCAAGAGAUGGGAUAUCUUGAUUGUAAACCAGCUAAAUCUCCCAUAGUUGCAGGCACACGGCUUGUUCAAACUACUGAUAAUGUGCUGAAUGAUGUUGGUGCCUACAGAAGGUUAGUUGGUCGUUUGUUGUAUCUAAGUGCUACUCGACCAGACAUUGCCUUUGCAGUUCAGCAACUAAGUCAGUUCGUGGACAAGCCUUCUUCUUUACACUUGAUGGCAGCUCAAAGGGUGUUAAGAUUUCUUAAGGGAGCACCUGGUAAAGGACUUCACUUCCCUGCAAAAUCUAACUAUAAUACUCAAGCUUUUGCAGAUUCUGAUUGGGGUGGUUGCUUGGAGACUAGAAAAUCUAUCACAGGAUAUUGUGUGUUCUUGGACAAAGCCUUAAUAUCUUGGAAAUCCAAGAAACAGACUACAAUUGCUCGUUCUUCUUCGGAAGCUGAGUAUAGGGCAUUAGCUGCUGUGACAUGUGAGAUUCAAUGGCUUAAAUAUCUUUACCAGGAUCUUGGAAUACACGAAACAAAAGCAGCAGUGGUAUUUUGUGAUAACCAAUCAGCCAUUGCCAUUGCUGAAAAUCCCGUUUUUCAUGAAAGAACAAAACACAUUGAGAUAGAUUGUCACAUUAUACGGGAAAAGGUUCAAAAAGGAGUGAUCAAAUUAUUAUAUGUUCCUUCAGCACAUCAAGUGGCAGAUGGAUUCACAAAAUCUUUAUCAACACCUCAAUUCCUAUUAUUUCAGUCUAAGCUGGGAUUCCGAGACAUCUACACUCCAGCUUAUGGGGGGGUAUUAAGCAAUAAAAAUGAUGAGCUGUCAAUAGAAGAAUAGUAGUAGUUUCUAAAUAUAUUCUACUUACUAUAAAUAGACAAAGUAUUGUAAAUCCCAGUUAGUAAGACUGAUUUUGCGUAGAAUCUUUCAUUUUGGAAUAAACAAACUUUAUCUUCUGUAACGAACUUCAUCUUCUCGCUUUCUUCAUACGCCGGCCGCUGCUAAAAUUGCCCGGUUUGGAAAUGAAUAAAACGGUCUCUGAUCUUCUUCUCCUGAAAUUCAAAUGGUCCGAAAUAGCAAAUUGGCGGGCAGCUCUCGUCCAAGCGAAUUCGCGUUACGUAUGUAAUAAUGCGAUUCGGAAUCCAUUACUUCAUUUUCAUUAAACUGGAAAGUCCACAAUUGCUGUUGCCGUGAUCGUUUUUAGAACUCUUACUCUUGGAAGAAAUUGAUUUAUGUGAGGCAAUAAAAUGCCUUCGAAACAGAGGAUCACGUUAAAGCAAACACCCAUAAUAAUGGCGAGAAAUGUGGCUGGAAAUGGAUCGAGUAUACUAAUUUAAUCUAGAUGCCGCGCAUCAUGCAUUCUAUAUUGCUGUUUUCCAAAUUUCAAAUCUCAGAGUUUCACUUUCAUGAAUCAUGUAUACGAGUCUCAAGUACUUCUAAUCAAUCAAUAUUUAAUAAGAUAUACGAUAAUACGAAGUAUAUAUUAUAAAUAAUUAAAUAUAUUACUCGGUAUCAAAAUAACUCCAAAAUAAAUACUAGUAUAUCAGAUAAAGGGUAAAAUUUUAGAAUUUUUC
Cuscuta epithymum is the source of this 2911-nucleotide messenger RNA. Lineage: Eukaryota; Viridiplantae; Streptophyta; Magnoliopsida; Solanales; Convolvulaceae. The record is from the annotation of a GenBank genome assembly.